Uranotaenia lowii is the source of this 7307-nucleotide messenger RNA. Its product is annotated as sushi, von Willebrand factor type A, EGF and pentraxin domain-containing protein 1-like. The record is from RefSeq and is a predicted model, not a curated record. The transcript is spliced from 8 exons. Lineage: Eukaryota; Metazoa; Arthropoda; Insecta; Diptera; Culicidae. Gene Ontology annotation, molecular function: calcium ion binding. Bases 433 to 7155 code for a protein of 2240 amino acids.
UUUGAAUGUAUUGCUAAUAAUUUGAAUGCAAUUGAACCAAAAUUACUUGAAUCAAUGAUUCUUACUCGAGAAAACUAGACAUCGAGCCAAGAAAAUCACUUUAUUUGGUCGAACUUGCGGCGAGUGUGCUCAUGUGCCGGAGCAGAAAAUAGGUUAAUUUGUCUAGCAGAUGUCGAGCGCUUGGCGCGAAAACUUCAACCAUGUGCAACAUCGGUUGAAGAUGUUUUAAGUUGGAUUAAGUUUUCUUCUAGCUUCUUCCAGUAUCGUGAUACUGGACAUUGAGGAAACAUAAAUAGUUGUGAACACUUUCAACGAUCAACAUAUGGGGAACGGCUGUCACAAUUUAUGAAAUGGCUAUGUGCAAAGAGUGUGGAUUAGUUUGAAAUUUUCUUAGUAACAAAGUGGUAAAUAUACGACAUCAUACGCCGCGAAAUGAUUCAGGCGCCACUCCGUCUGGUUCUAUUGGCGCCUCUGGUACUGAUCGUACUUGGCACCGCUGAUAAAGGCAUCGUUGAUGUCGAGAAAGAAACUUUAGCGCCAUCAACAUCGCAAUCGUCCACAGGCGCAGACGACUAUCAGGAGUACGACGAUGCCGACAAUGCGCCAGACAGCGUUAAGGAGGCGGACGACGAUGACGCAAGGAAGCAAGUAAGCAACACGCCUCCGGCAGCAGCGCCAGUUGUUGAACUCGGCCAGACAGCAGACAGCAUGUCGCCCGAGGUUUUGGGAGUGAGUAAUGAAAUUUUGAAGAACGAGAACUCCGUUAUCAAGAUCAAGGUCGACCGGCUGAGCGGAUCGUUCAAAGCGAACGUGGAGAAGAUCAAAACCAAACAUAAGCGCGUGGACAUUGUGUUCCUGAUCGACGCCAGCUCGAGCGUGGGAAAAACAAACUUUGGCAGUGAAAUAAAGUUCGUGAAGAAGCUGCUGUCCGAUUUCAACGUCAGCUACAACUACACGCGCGUUGCGGUGGUCACGUUCAGCUCGCAGAAUAAAAUUAUUCGCCACAUCGAUCAGAUAUCGCAGUCGGUUGAGGAUAACGACAAAUGUAUGCUGUUGAACUAUCAGGUUCCGAAGAUAAAGUUCACUGGAGGUGGCACUUACACAUAUGGAGCAUUGAAGGAAGCUGAAGAAAUUUUCCGGAGCGCUCGCAUUGAAAGCAAGAAAAUCGUUUUCCUUAUCACGGACGGAUUUUCGAACGGAAAGAGUCCUGUUCCGUUAGCAGCGGAGUUGAGGCGCAACGGCAUAACCAUCUAUUCGAUUGGUAUUCAGAGUGGAAAUUAUGCAGAACUGUACAACAUAUCAAGCGAACCGGGAGAAAGUCACAGUUUUCUGCUCGAUAGUUUUGAUCAUUUUGAGACCCUGGCUCGUAAAGCUCUACAUAGUGACUAUAAAAGUGGGGAGCAUAUCGCGGUCAACGCUAGUUUGUGCAAUGUGCUGUGCGAAAAUGAACCUGCAUUUUUCGCCAGUCAUAUGAUUGGAUGCUGUGAUCCCAAUGCAAGCUGCGGAUGCGAUAGCAGUUCUGGCCAUUACUCGUGCAUUUGUCCUCCGGGGUAUGUCGGAACCGGAAGACGAGGAGGUUGCCAUCCCUGUGCCAAUGGAACCUACUGGGCCGAGCAGAACAAAUGUGAUCCCUGUCCGGACACAAACUAUAUCACACAAGCAGUUCCGGCAAUGAAUGUUAGCGAUUGUGUUUGCAAAAAUGGGUACAAAGAAGCAGAAGAUGGUCACUGUCAAGUGAUAACAUGUCCUGAACUAUCUCCUCCCGAAAAUGGAUAUUUUGUAAAGCAUCCAAACGCUUGUGGUCAGGUUUUAAAUGCAGCUUGCGGAACUCGAUGUCAAUCGGGCUAUCAGCUGGUUGGAGACAGUAUAAGAUUGUGCCAGGAAGACGGGGUUUGGUCUGGCAAUGAACCGAAAUGUGUCUUGAAAACGUGUCCUUCUUUGAGCAUACCGUACUAUGGGUUGGUGGUCUGCAAGAAUCCGGAUUUGAACCUAUACUUCGACUAUUCCCCGCGGAACAAAUCUUUCCUGACUAACUACAGCAUCUCGACGGAGAGAUCGACGGAGCCGAUGCCGAUCGAUACGGAGUGUGCGUUUAAGUGUGGCCAUGGGUUCUACUUGGUCGGUUCAAACAGCCGCAACUGUCUGCCACUUUCCAAAUGGGACGGCCUGCAAACUUCUUGUAAACAAAUUGUGUGUCCGGCUCUACCCAAAAUCCCGUUCGGUGAGUACGAUCCAACGGAUUGUGCCGAUCAGAAAUCGGCCCACGGUUCCAACUGCACUUUGGUGUGUGACUUUGGUUUCGAGCUGAAGGGAGGACCUUCGACAAAAUCCUGCGGUGGCAAACGAAAUGGAGUCUGGACCCAGAAAGCCAAAACUCCUCGGUGUGUGGAUGUUACACCGCCACAUUUACUGUGUCCUAACAACUACACCCUGCCGAUGCAUGACGAUUUCAAUUACGCCAUCGUAAGGCGGCUCAAUCAACCGUAUGUGUUCGAUAAUGGUGGAGAUAAUUUUACGUUUUGGACGAAACCAGCCAUCAAGGAACAAGGAACGAAACUGUUUGGGGGAGUUCAUCUGUUUACGUACGUGGCUGUAGAUUCUUUUAAAAAUAAGGCUAAGUGUAACUUUUCGUUGAAGAUCAUUGACAGUACAGCUCCUGUAAUCGAAAACUGUAAUGACCCCGCGAUAUUUUUCGUUACUUCGCAAGAAAAUGUCAACGAAACGUGGAUUGAGUGGGACGAGCCCACAGUUUUCGAUAAUUCGGAUGAAAAUGUCACUCUAGAUCGAGAUAUGGACUUUGGAUUCCAUGAUGCCGGGAAUUAUAGCGUGACCUAUAAAGCGGAAGAUUCUUCAGGCAAUGCCGUCGAGUGCGUGCUAAAUGUGACCGUCAAAGUAAGAACUUGUGACCCAUUGCCAUCACCACCGAAUGGGGAAAGUGUCUGUGCCAAGAAUUCUUCCCACACGUGGUGUGAGGUAACGUGUCAUUUUGAUCACAGUUUCCAUGAUCUGGACGAGAGUUCGGUGACAUUAUUCUGUGACAAUCGAAGCCCAAAAUGGCAAUAUGAAACCGUUCCGGAAUGUACGGCAAUAGAAAAGCCGGAUGCAGUUGAAGAGGUGUUCACCAUCAAUCUGGGCGCUGAAGGUGAUUCACUUUGUGACGAUUCGGAGGCAAAGGAAGAUGUGGAAAAUCUAUUCAGUAGCAAUAUGAGACAACAUCUCUGCGGUGAUCAGCAAGAUUGUACGAUAACGACCGUGAUUCCGGCUUGCGAAAAUGUUGAAGAACCUGAUGAAACAGCAAAGUACAAUAUCGUUAAGAGAGAUGUUAAAUCAUCCGAACGAGUAGGGAAAGCGAAAAACCAGAAUGCUAAACGAGACGAUAGAGCGACGAUCAAAAUAAACGUUUACACUAAGCUGUCCAAAAAAUUGGGCCUCUGGCGACAGGAUGGCAAGAAGUCGGAUAACAUUAAGAGAGUUAAGGCCGAACUUCAAAACAUCAAUACAAACGAUAAGCUCAGAAAAAGGUUGAGCGAUCUGAACAUGGACUUGAGUGUACUCAAACUGGAUGAGAUCAUACGGUGCCCCAAUGGCAGCGUCGCCAAAAAACUCGUCUGUGUUCAAUGUCCUCGGGGGACGUAUCACAACAUGCUCACGAACUCGUGCCAACCCUGCCCGAUCGGAACGUUCAACGAAAUAACCGGACAGUCCGAUUGCAUCCACUGUCCGCCGAAUCAUUCGACGAGGAAACCGAACAGCAAACACAGCAGCGAAUGUAAGGCCCAGUGCCCUCCGGGAACGGUUGCCAAACUGAAACUCAUGAAGAAAGACAAGACCCAAAAGUACCACAAGAGUCUGAUGCCGUUCUGCCGCAAAUGUGAUCCGGGCGAGUAUCAGGGUCUGUAUAAUCGGAUAAGCUGCGAUCGAUGUCCUCAUGAUUACACCUCUCCCCGUGGAUCAACUUCGAUAACGGAUUGCACUCCGAAGGUGGUGAAGCCUUGCCAGAACGACCAUCUGGUGUGUGGCUCGAAUGGCCGUUGUGUGCCGCAGUCGAACAGUAGCAAUCUGUACAGUUGCUUGUGUGAUGAAGGAUUUGCUGGAUCGCACUGCGAACACCAGAUGAAUGUCUGUGCCUCGGCACCGUGCUACAAUAUGGGAUCUUGUGUACCAAUCAAUGGGACAUCAUUUCGAUGUGAAUGUAGGGGACCUUACGGAGGAGAACUUUGUGACCAGUUCAUUGAUCCCUGCCAACCGGGACUUUGUCGGAAUGGUGGUUCCUGUAUCGAGAUCGAUGGACGAUCCGUAUGUGAAUGUCCCACAGGAUAUGACGGAACAUGGUGUGAAAAUGGUCUAAACUUUUGCCAUCCCAAUCCAUGUGAAAACGGUGGCGUUUGUAGAAACGAUAAGGAUAAUUACAUUUGUGUUUGUCCGCCUGGCCGAAUGGGGAAAAGAUGUAACCUGAGACCAUGUGAUUACCUGCCGUGCCCGAAAAAUGCUAUCUGCAUUGAUAUUGGUCACGUGAAUACCAGCAAAGAUAGCUUCCGAUGUGUAUGCCCUAAUGGUCUUAAAGGACCAAACUGCACCCAGAUUGACAAUCCGUGUGAUAGGAAUCCUUGUCGAAAUAAUGGAAUCUGUAGACCACUAAAAUUGCGGGACUUAAAUAAUCCACUUCGUCAAACAGCCGAAACUGAUGAAGAAAUCUACAUGAAAGUAAGUUGCGAAUGUCCACCAUACUUUUACGGUUCGUCUUGUGAAACAUUGAUCACUCCAGACUUCGUAAUGUCCUUCGAGAGAUCCAGCACAAACGAUUACGCCAAGAUAGCAGGACCCAAAAACAAUCUCUCGGAGAUAUCUCUCUGUACCUGGAUCAAAACUAGUGAUGACUUCAAUUAUGGGUCCGUGCUCUCGUAUGCAACUUCAAACAUAGAUAAUGCCUUCACCUUCACGGAUUACAGUGGAUUUGUGCUGUACGUCAAUGGGGAUCACAUUGUGACAAAUGUGUACAUCAACGACGGUUCCUGGCACUUCAUCUGUCUCACUUGGACCAGCUCCAGGGGUCUGUAUGAAAUAUAUCUCGACGGGGAGCUGCACACGACGGGCUUCAACCUCAGCAACGGUCAAACGAUCCAGGGUAACGGAUUGUUUGUGAUAGGCCAGGAGCAGGAUUUGCUGGGAGGAGGUUUCAGCGAGUCGGAAUCUUUCGUUGGCAAGUUAGCGUACCUGGAUCUCUGGAGCCGCGCACUUCAUGCGUACGAGGUGAUUGACUUUUAUCACAGCUGCGAGCCAUAUCAAGGAGAUUUGAUCAAGUGGACGGACCUUAAAUCUAAGGUCGUGGGAAAUGUUCGAAUUCAAAGGUCGGAGUUUUGUCGAUCGUGCGAGAGAAAUAUAUCGCUUCCGAAUGGGUUCGUUGAGUAUCGGGAAAAUCGGGCCUACCUAGAAUGUGAGAAAGGUUAUCAACUGAAUGGCCCCUCGGAAAUUAUUUGUCUGAGAACGUCUCGGUGGAGUAACAGCAGCAGUUUCUGUAAACUAAUACGCUGCGGCUCGCUGAGUUCAAUCCUGAACGGGAAGGUGAUGUUAUCCAAAUCGAGCUACGGAGGGGUGGCCCGUUUCGUGUGCGAUGAGGGAUUCUAUCUGUCCGGAGCAGAUUCCGCCCGCUGUACCAUACACGGAAACUGGUCCCAUCCCUUGCCGGAGUGUAUAAGCAUUGUAAAAUGUCCGGCUUUGAUCGUAGGACCAGGCCAGAGGUUAACCUAUGCUUCGGAGAAAGGUGUGCUCAGUGAGACUUUUGAGAGUUAUGCCGUGGGAACAUUGGUAGAAGUGAAAUGUGACGAUCAAUACUAUCUGGAGGGAGAAAACCUUCUCACAUGUCUGGAUACGGCAGCGUGGGAUGAGGACUUGCCACAAUGCAUCCCUGUUAGUGCGAUUUCCAGUACGACGGAUAUGGCAGAAGUCACUAGUUCAGAAAAGGUGCCAAGAAUUAUUAAAAUAAAUCGACGUCCUGAUGUUCGAUUUUGGAAGCAACUGAAGGAUUACUACUUCUAUGGAUGUGAUUCUCAGGACACAAGAAAAGUCUCUGUUAUCUGCCACAGACCUGAAACAAAUACCACUAGAUUCAGGGAUCUCACAGCAUUUUCACUGUCAACAUCCGGUGAUUAUCAGAAUAUGGACUCCAAGUUUCUUGGACGUCUUCAAAAAACCGUUCAACCAGUAGCAAAUCUCAGCUUGGAAAACCUGUUCGAUUAUAUUAUCUACGGAAAAACUGACCCCGAUGAUAUAUCGGAUAAACUCACUGACGCAGAAGAGGAUUCAUAUCGUUUCGUGCUGUGUCUGUACAUCGACAUUAUCAUGAUGGACCGGGAAGUUAAUUUUGACGAUGAGAUUGUGCUGGACAUAAACUCGAGAGAAAAUACCAACGAUAAAAUAAAAAGCUUACUGAAGAACAUAGUUCAACCGGUGUACGAGGCACAUGUCCGAGAUCAGGAAGAAGAUCGGCAGCGUGAGUUAGAGAACCAACGUAAUGCCCUAAAGAAAAUCCUAGCCCUGGCAGAAGUCGAACGAAAGCAAGGACAACAGUGUCGUCUUAGCAUGGUUCCGGAACCACCGAUAGACAGUAGAAUUAUUGCUAUCGAUACGGAUGUUUUUGAUACCAGUGCCGUUGAUCUACGCAUAGAAAGGCUACGCAAAAGACCGGAAAAUCUAGCGGUCGGUGAUCGUAUCUAUUAUGGUUGCAAUGUGGGUUUCUCGAUGAAAGGUACCGGAUAUGUCGAGUGUUUGAGUGGUGGCCAUUGGAGUUACACGGAUAGCUUCUGCGGUGGAGUUUUGUGCAAUGAGCCACCCGUGCUUCCCGGGAUGGUACUCACUGCAAGUUCGAUCGAUUUGCAAUACUAUUACGAAGACGAAAUCGAAUACCGAUGCAUCGAAGGACACGUAAUGCAAGGUCAUCCGAUCGUUAAAUGUUUGGUCAAUGGAAAAUGGUCCCCCGUCAUGGCUCGAUGCACAAAAAUUUCUUGCGGCAAGCCGAAGGUAUCCAGUACAGCUAAAAUCAUUUCGGGAUCUUCCUAUCAGUUUGGCGAGAAGCUGAGAAUCCUUUGCGAAGAUAAGCGAACAGUUGAAACGGUCUGCAUGGCGGACGGAAAGUGGCAGCCGUACAAUAGUUGCUAGGGAACAAAGUGUUGUGCGUGCAUACAUAGUAUUUUAAAUAGUCGUUGAAUAAGUUUGUCUUUUCGAUAUAUCCAACCAAAGAUUUUAACAUUUAUUUUACAAAUAUCUUAAAUAUUAGUGUAUACUAUAAAAUAAGGAGAAGAACAUUGAAA